Eurypyga helias (sunbittern) is the source of this 1201-nucleotide messenger RNA. RefSeq names its product protocadherin gamma-B2-like. Gene Ontology annotation, molecular function: calcium ion binding. The transcript has a single exon. NCBI's taxonomy places the organism in Eukaryota, Metazoa, Chordata, Aves, Eurypygiformes, Eurypygidae. Gene Ontology annotation, cellular component: plasma membrane. Gene Ontology annotation, biological process: homophilic cell-cell adhesion. The annotation marks the transcript as partial. The record is from RefSeq and is a predicted model, not a curated record.
UCUGGUGACGAAAAGCGGUAUUUCACGCUCGGUGAAGAUAACACAAAUCUGCGGGUAAACGACAGGAUAGACCGAGAGGGUAUCUGCGGCGCCCUGUCGCCCUGUGUCCUCAGUUUUGAGGCAGUGGUGGAAAAUCCUUUCAACAUAUUUCAUAUAAGCAUUACUAUCCAGGAUAUCAAUGACAAUGCGCCACAGUUUGAGAGAGAAUCUGUUGUCAUAGAAAUUAUAGAGUCCACGCCUCCUGGGGCCAGGUUCCCACUGAGCAGUGGCAGAGACCCCGACAUUGGGACGAACUCAUUACAAAACUACCGACUUACUCCCAACCCGCUCUUCUCCCUUGUAGUGAAGGUGAGUCCUGAUGGGACGAAACAGCCGGAAUUAGUGCUGGAGAAAACCUUAGAUCGAGAAAAACAAAGAAAUCACCAUUUGAUACUGAUAGCGGUGGAUGGCGGGGAUCCAGUCCGAUCCGGGACUGUCCAGAUUAAGAUUAACGUGACCGACGCAAAUGACAACCCACCGGUAUUCACCAAAUUGAUAUACAAGGUUCGACUGCUGGAAAACCUGCCAGAGAGCUCCUUAGCUUUUCAGGUGAAAGCUACCGACGUCGACGAAGGUACAAAUGCAGAAAUUACCUACUCUUUUAGUGACAUCGAAAACAGUGCUCGCCGACUCUUCACUCUGGACUCCAGGACAGGGGAGGUGAAGAUAUCAGGCCCCUUAGAUUAUGAAGAAAGAAAAUACUAUGAAGCGACUGUUGAAGGCAAAGACGGGGGUGGGCUGAGUGCCCACGCCAAAGUGCAAAUAGACAUUAUAGACAUGAACGACAAUGCCCCAACACUUUCCCUGCUGCCUAUCUUGAACCCUAUACCCGAAGACUCGGUUCCGAGCACAGUUAUAGCCGUGAUCAAUGUCCGUGAUAGAGACUCGGGAGAUAACGGAGAAGUGAGCUGUAACAUCGAAGGUGAUUUGCCUUUCAGACUAGAGCCGUCAUCAGAGACCACCUACAAACUAAUAAUAGCCAGUAUCCUGGACAGAGAAAAGAUGUCCGCAUACAAUAUCACGAUCACUGCCAGGGACCGGGGCAGCCCGGCGCUGUCGUGCCGCACGGCGCUGGUGCUGGAGGUGUCGGACGUGAACGACAACGCGCCGGUCUUCGAGGAGGACGCCUACAGCGCCUACGUGGCGGAGAACAACGCGGCGG